AUGGCUAAAUCAAUCCGUGCCAAGUGCAAGCGAAAAAAUCGUUCUGAGUUCCGAAGGACUCUCGGCGAGGCCGCCUACCAAAAGCAACAAGCUAAAGUUCAAGAGAAAAUGAAGGAUUGUAUUGAGAAGAACUCGAUGCAGUCCUAUGAGCGUCUUUCCAAUCUAUUGCAGCCAAAUGCGGAUGAGGAGGUACAAGUGAUGGAAACCAAUUUGGGAAUUGACGCCGAGCCGGCGACCGUUGAUUUGAAGGGAGAAAACAAAGCACCAGUGAAGACAAGAGGAAAGAGAAGAAAGCAUACCCUAAGGACCAAAAAGCGCUCUGUCGAUAAGGAACAAAAGCCAGCAGAAAAGAGACGACCAAAGUUCUUUGUUCAAUUCUAG
This is a messenger RNA of Cylindrotheca closterium, 381 nucleotides long. Lineage: Eukaryota; Bacillariophyta; Bacillariophyceae; Bacillariales; Bacillariaceae. The record is from the annotation of a GenBank genome assembly.